Molecule: messenger RNA, 4926 nt
Organism: Nezara viridula (southern green stink bug)
Lineage: Eukaryota; Metazoa; Arthropoda; Insecta; Hemiptera; Pentatomidae
Source: the annotation of a GenBank genome assembly
GUGAUAACGGGGCGAGGUGAUCGGUGAGAAGCAGUCGACAUGAUGGAGGUGGCGUCGUCGUUGUUGUUGCUGCUCUUAGUCGCCUUUGUGGCCAGCAAAGAUGUCAGCAAAGUCAGUGAGAACUUGGUCCGCCCAUACGGCAAGAACUACUUUACCAGUAGGCGAGUCAUCGGUAGUAACUUUCUGCCAAAUGUCGAUGAUGACCGGAUGGCUCCCUCCACUGAGGAGCCGCGUAUUCCGUAUGUUAUUACGGAAGAUCGUCUGAAGAAGAUAAGAUCAAAUUUCAUGUAUUGGUUUUUUGACCAAGAUUCUAAUGAUGGUUAUGGAGAUCUGCAGAAGGACAUAACACCAUCGAUUACCCAAGUUAAUAAGAAUUUAAAUUUCCAAUUGCCGUUUUUCGGAUUCCGCUUCAAUUAUACAAGAGUUUCACUAAACGGCUAUUUAGAAUUCAGUGACCCUCCGGAACAAUACAGCUACCCCCUCAAUUUCCCAAGUGUGGACUGGCCACGUAAAAACGACCCUGCGUUCAUUGGAAUAUUCUACAGUAAGUGCAGGAUCGGACAAUUGGGUAUCAAUGAUGUAGACCAGAGAGAACCAGGAGUGUAUUUUAGGAUGGAAAGGGACUUGAUGACAAGAAAAGAUAAAUUCGGAGUUGAAAUGAGAGAGAGGGUGAAAUGGGACAUACGAGAAAGUGUUGUCGGCUCCGAUUCUUUUGAACCCAAACAUGCUGUGAUUGUUACCUGGAAAAAUGUUUCGUUUGCUGGUGGCAUUGAAAACUCAGUACAAACAACAAACACGUUUCAAUUGGUUCUAGCAACAGACGAAGUAUUCACUUAUGCUAUAUUCAAUUAUGCUCAAAUUAAGUGGACCACACAUACUGAAGCACGAGGGGACACAGUUAAAGGAGAAGGAGGUGUGCCAGCAUACAUAGGAUUUAAUGCUGGCAAUGGCACAAGAAGUUACGAAUAUAGACCUUAUUCACAGACAUCGACAAUCAGAGAUUUGGUUGGCCGUGGUUGGGCUAACGGUUUCCCAGGAAGGCACAUUUUUAGAAUUGAUGAAAAUAUUCUUCCAGGAACUUGUAACAAGGAUAUUGCUGCAGCAAGUUUGCCUCUCGCAUUCGCUCCUGAAAGUGGUAACAUGCUCGGUGGUACCAUAGUGAAUAUAACAGGACCUUGUUUUGAACCAACUAUGAAGAUUGUAUGCAGAUUUGACAUGAAAGCUGUAUAUGGUACAGUUGUGGACAGGAAUAGAGCAAUUUGUGUUCAACCUUUCGUCAUGGCAGAAGGUUACAUAUUGUUUGACAUCGCCAUCGAUGACGGAAAAUACGUUUGGAAGGGACAGUAUUUCAUCGAAACACCUGCAACAGCUGCUGAAAAAAUAUCCUUCGCUGACGACAGCGUUCACCAAAAAUAUCCUCCAGAAGUCAGAAUAACAUGGAAUCAGUAUAAUUUAACAUCAAAUUUAGCUGCUCCAGUUCAAAUUUCAAUAUGGGGAUACAGGGAAAAAUCAAUCCGCCCACAGCUACUUUAUAUAGAUUCUUUAGACGUGGGUGUUCCAAACAAUGGCAUGUACUCGAUUAUUCCAGCAACUUAUAAAAAUCGUGAUAACCAUUUAUUCACUGAUAUGAGUUUCGGUUUCAUACAAAUCAACCUGACGACUGCAACGGAAUACAAUGGACUUAAAGUAACCCCAGUUAUAUGGAGCAAGCCAAUACCCUUAGGCUGGUAUUUCGCCGCGCAAUGGGAAAGGCAACUGGGUUCUAAUUGGCCAGAAGGGAAAUGUAACAGUUGGAUCAUGAACGAUCGAUAUCUGAAGAACUUUCCUGCUGAACUGAGUAUUUGUCCCUGUAAAUUAGAACAUGCUCUUGCCGAUAAAGGAAGAUUUAUGCCGGAUUUCGACUGUGACAUGGACGCUAACCCUCAUUGUUUUUACCAUGAAGGCGCUAGGCACUGCGUAAAAACAGGUGCUCCCAGGCAGGAAGGUUCCGAACAGCAAUGUUGUUAUGACAAAAACAACUAUUUGAUGCUUUCCUACGAUCAGCAGUGGGGUUCCUCGCCGAAGAGGUCCAGUAAUUUAGGAAUCUUGCCAUGGAAUGAACCUAACAAGGUUCCUACUCUGUCACAAUGGUACCAUGAUAUCUCACCCUUUUACCAUUGUUGCUUGUGGCAGUUUGAACAAUCAGUCGGUUGUGAAACAUUCAGGUUUGAAAGAAGACCUUCACAGGACUGCGUUGGUUACCAAUCACCUUACAUUGCAACUGUUUUUGGAGACCCACAUUUCAUUACUUUUGAUGGUUUGGAAUACACCUUCAACGGCAAAGGAGAAUUCGUACUGCUGCACACCGAUUCUGAGAAGUUUAAGCUAGAUGUUCAAGCAAGGUUCGAACAAGUUGGAAAAAAUAUUUAUGGUGAUGUGGCAGCAACACAGUUGACAUCUAUAGCAGCAAGAGACAAUACUUCAAGCAUCAUUGAAGUAAGGCUUAGACCAAAGGAGGCACAAUGGAGGUACAGACUAGAUGUUUUUGCAAACAAGAAAAGGAUAUAUUUUGACAGGCCAUCUCUUCGAGUACAACACUUUAGAGGUGUCACUGUUUAUCAGCCUUCACAUAUACUCAAUCAGUCUGAAAUUGUUAUCAUGUUUCAAUCGGGUGUUGGUGUAGAAGUUGUUGAAAAUGUAGGAUAUAUGGCAGCAAGGGUUUAUUUGCCCUGGGAAUAUAUUAACAGAACAAGAGGCCUGUUUGGAAAUUGGAGUUUCGAUCCUUCGAAUGACUUCACUCUACCAGAUGGAACUGUGGCCAGUGCCGAUUCCCUGAAUGAUUUGGAAAGAAUACACAAACAAUUCGCUAUUCAUUGGAGAUUAGAAGACAACGUUGAACCAAAUAAAGGUGAACCUCUUUUUGUCAGAGAAUAUGGAAGAACAUCAAGUUAUUAUUUGAAUAGAACUUUUGUUCCUGUAUGGAAAUCAACUCCUCAAGAAAUUAUACCUCCUAACAGAACUGCUCAAAUACAACAAGCUCUAGCACUUUGUGGUGAAUCUUAUCAAUGCAGAUAUGAUUAUGCUGUCACCUUAAAUAGAGAAAUGGCUUUCUAUACUUUAAAUUAUUACAGUGAAUAUACACAACUAAGACAAACAAAUAAAGACAGAGUUUUGUCUUGUGGGGUGUUGGAAACACCAAGAUUUGGGCGAAAAUCCAACUUUUUCUUCGUUCCUGAUUCUAAGGUUAUAUUUGAAUGUGAUCAAGGAUUUAUUCUUGUGGGUGAUCAAAGGCGAACAUGUUCCUCAAAUGGAAGGUGGUCUUUUGAAUAUGGAUACACUGAAUGUCUACUGGAAGAAGAGUAUUCUUUGCGGGCAUUUGGUUGGACUUGGGGUAUAAUAGCUCUAGUCCUUAUACCCAUUAUUAUUGUACUUGUAUGUGCUGGUUUUCGAAUUGUAAGGCGGAUAAUAGAGCAGAAAAAGAAUGAACUACAUACAGAUCAAAGAACUCAGUAUCAUCCAGAUUACACUGCUGGUCCUUUAAGGUACAAUGCAAGGGAAGUUAGUCUUUCGAUCAAUCCCGAAAAUGAACCAUUGAAAAAAGAAACAGAAGUGAAUUAAUUUUUAUUAAAAUGCUGAUAGUUUGAUUGAUAUGACAAUUAAGUUAUUUGAAACAAAAUUUACCUUAAUUUAUUUAAUUAAAAAAAAAUAUCAUUGAUUCUAUUGAAUAUCAUGUGAAUAAUCGUAAUAUUGAGAUUAAUGUCAUUAAACAUAUACUUAUAUAUGUUUAUUAGGUUUCUGAACCAAAUACAUUAUCUGUUAAGAUUAUCUAUAAAAUCAAUAAUCUUUCAAUGAUUACAGUGAUCCAAUAAAAGAAAGUAUUAUAACUCAGGAUCACUUGGACCCACUGAAAAAUGUUUUUUAAAUUACAUCUAUGUGUAUGAAGAUAUAGAUAUAAUUCAAAAUCUCUAUAGCAAGUAACAGUACUGCAAAAUAGGACUUGCUUUGACAAGUCUUACGGCCUAAUGAAAAAAAACAAAAAAAAAAAACAACCCAAAAACAGCAGUACUAGUAGAUCCUGAGACCCCUCUCAAUUGUUUUCAGUAUGGGUCCAAGUAACCCCAAGUUAUAGUAUGUAAGUUAUUCAAAUAUCAAUUCAAGACCUAAUAAAUGCAAAAUCUAUGACAUUAGGUUUUACUUGCCAUCUAAGUUUUUAAAAACUAUUGACCAAGAACUCUAAAAUUUUGUUGAAUUUAAAGUAGUAAAUUACAUUCAAAAUCCUUAUGUUUAUAAAAAUAUUUUAUAAUAGUGGAAAUAAUAUUAGCAGUUUCAUUAGAUGUAAAAGACAUAUUUUUUACUUUUUUACUUGAUAUUCUUCUUUGUUCUAGUAAGUUAAGGAAAUUAGAAUAAUAAUUAGUGGACUAGGAAGUAUUAAUUAAUAAACUUGUGUAAUUUUGAUUGUUUAUGUUUUAAAUGUUAAAAUAAAAAUUGAAAAAAAAAUGAGAAUAUUUACAUUUUUAUUGUUUGAUUUUAUUUAUAAUUUUGAAAGAAAAUUAAGUCUAUACAUAUGUAUAUCAUCAGUCUCAAUAUGGAACCACUUAACUGGAAAUCCUAAUUUUACAGCAUAGCAAAAAAAAAAAAUUAAUUUAAUUUUCAUCAUUUCAUGAUAUGUUUUCAUUUAAUCAGGGUAUAUUAGAAAGUAAUGAACUAUUGAGCUGAAAAGAUUAAUAAUUAAUAAGUUGUUCCUAAUAUUUGGGCAAAAAUCAAAUUCUAUGGUAAAAUAACUCAAAAUCAAAACAUUUUGUACCUGAGUGCUUUCCAAUUGAAACUAACAAUAUAUUAAAUUUAAUUUAAUAACAAAUGAUGUUUUAUUUAUUUGUUCUAUGUAUUUAUAUAUUUUUUUUUUGAAGAUAAAUAUAAUAUAAUUUUAUACUAUUUCAUUUUUGUAUU